CAUUAGUGGACUGUGGUUAUUUUUUAUCUUUUCCAAAUAAAGUAAAUUGGGUAAAGGUAUUAUAUUUAUAAGGUAUUUCGGAUUUAGUUUUAAGUGAAAAUGAAUAAUAACGCACCACAGUUUUCUUUAAGGUGGAAUAAUUAUGUUACUCACGUAACGGAGGCAUUUAAUGCGCUGAGGUUUGAAAAUGACUUAGUAGACGUGACCCUAUGUUGUGAUGGUGGCAAAAUAAGAGCUCACAAAAUGUUACUAUCAGCAUGCAGUAGUUAUUUUAGACAAAUUUUUAAAGAAAACCCCUGCCAGCAUCCUGUUAUUAUAUUUAGAAACUUCAAGUUUGAGGAUCUCAAUGCAAUUAUCAAUUUUAUGUAUCACGGUGAGGUGAACAUAUUCCAGGAGCAAUUGGAAUCUUUUCUGAUUACUGCAGAGCUUUUGGAGGUUAAGGGAUUGACUGACAACGCAGAGGAUGAAUCGUCAAACAGCCAGUUACGAAUCACUGACAAUAAUUCAUUAGACUUAAGUUCUAAAUCAAAUAGAGUCAAUGACUUACCUGUGCCCGUCCUUGCUGAGGAACCUGUAAAUUUAACAACCCUACCUUGGAGUAGAGGUGAAAGCAUUCCACAAUCCAACUCAGUAGCUUCCCAAGAUAAUGAGAGUGAUGCACAGGAGACCAAGCCUGAGACAUCCAAAAUAGAUAAUGGUACAACAAAUCCAAACCCAAGCACAUCUACAAGUGAAGAAAUGCAAAUUGAUACACAAUCUACAUCAGUAGAAGAUUUAUCUGAUAAAAGUAAUUCAGAAUCAGACCUGGCCAAGUUUCGAUGUCAGUUGUGUCCCAAAGGAUUUAAACAUCCUACUUCAUUAACAUUGCAUAAAGACUCACAUGCAGGUAAAACACAGUGUCCAGUAUGCCACCGGUCAUUUUCACGUUCCUAUGAUAUGAGAAGCCACCUACAGAGAAUUCAUCAGGGGAAGCAAUUAACUAUAAAAGAGAUUAGAUAUAAGAACAACAGUGAUACCAGUGGACCUAAGCAAUUCACUCACAAUAUCUAGUAUAAAAUGUUGGUAACAAAUGUUACCAUUAGAUAGAGCACCAAGUGCAAAAUAUUUUUUUUGUUUGAGUAAAAGCUUUAUACUGUCAAAAUUUAUGAUCUAAAUCAAUUGUAUAUAAUAUAGUAGGAAUAAAUAAAAUUAAGAAAAUAGUGAAAAUAUGAUACAAAGUGAUACAAGAAGAUUUAUUUACUGUGUGUUGCUAAAUUAUCAACUCUGUUAAAUUGAUAAUUUAUAUGUAUUAUGUCACAGUAGAAGACCAAUUUGUCUUUCUUGAUUUGAGAUGUAAAGAAAGUGGUCUUGCAGCAUGGAAAACAUUGUAGAUAUCAAUCCCAGUAAUAUAUAUCUGUGCUUCAGUUGACUAUAUAGUUAUUGUACAAUAAUUAUAUGGCCCACAGUGGUUCCCACUAAAUUUACGAAGAAGAUGAAAGGAAGGUGCAGACAGCAUUAAAAGAGCAUUCAAGAGCAUGCAAGAGAUCCACCUUUCCUAUAUUCAGCAAAGAUUUCAAUUCAAAUGGAAAAAUGGUGCUAAAAUACAAUUUGUGCAAAGCACAUUCGGAAUUUCUUUAUUCAGCUUCAGAAAAUCCUAAGACAGUGAAUGUUCAUAAUGUAUUCAUAGUUAUCCAAAUUCCUACUUAUAAAAAAAAAUGUUUUGUUUACAUUGUUUUACUAUUAUAAGAGCUGUUAUUAAACUGUUUUAGCAUAUUAUUCUAUUAAAUGUAAAAAUAUAAAAAUUGUAUGCAUAUUUACAAUAUACUUUUCAAAAGUCACAA
This is a messenger RNA of Pararge aegeria (speckled wood butterfly), 1820 nucleotides long. Its product is annotated as protein abrupt-like. Gene Ontology annotation, cellular component: nucleus. The coding region runs from base 100 to 1050 and encodes 316 amino acids. Gene Ontology annotation, molecular function: protein binding. Gene Ontology annotation, biological process: regulation of transcription by RNA polymerase II. The record is from RefSeq and is a predicted model, not a curated record. The transcript is spliced from 2 exons. NCBI's taxonomy places the organism in Eukaryota, Metazoa, Arthropoda, Insecta, Lepidoptera, Nymphalidae.